Cladophialophora yegresii CBS 114405 is the source of this 750-nucleotide messenger RNA. RefSeq lists its product as uncharacterized. The transcript has 2 exons. The record is from RefSeq and is a predicted model, not a curated record. NCBI's taxonomy places the organism in Eukaryota, Fungi, Ascomycota, Eurotiomycetes, Chaetothyriales, Herpotrichiellaceae. Bases 1 to 750 code for a protein of 249 amino acids. Gene Ontology annotation, cellular component: mitochondrion.
AUGCGCAAGUUCGAGCCAUUACGGAGUACCGCCGACGAGUCAAUAUGUUGUGAAGUUCCGAUUAUGAUGCGGCGCGCACUCCUUACAGCCGCACGUCCCCGAAAUACAGCUCAUAGUGCAAGACGGUGGCGCUCAAAUACCAAGAUCGAACCUCCAUCUCAAGCACCCAAGUCAGAAGAGCAAGCCGUGGUACGAAGUCGAUUUGAUCGCUUCGUAGAUCGUACUCCUCGUUUCCUCCGACCAACAGUCACAGGCCUACGGCAAGCCCCAUUCUCACAUGUGGCGGCAUUCUUUCUUCUCCAUGAAUUGACCGCUGUCAUUCCGUUGUUCGGUCUUGCUGGAGCCUUCCACUACUGGCAUUGGUUGCCGCCCUACUUCGCUGAAGGAGCCUGGAUUGCGGCCGGCGUCGAGAAGUUCGGCCGGUACUUCCGUAAGAAAGGAUGGAUAACGGAGAAGCAAGAGACUCGAGUAGAAGGCGAGACAAGGCAGGGUAAUGCGGCACAUAUUGAGAAACAAAACACCGCCUCCAAGUGGUUUGAUCGGGGAGAAGCCGCGACAAGAUGGGUUGUCGAGUUAGCGACGGCAUAUGCUAUCGUGAAGCUCUUCCUGCCGGUGCGCAUCUUCAAAUGCUACAAGGAGGGUUGUUGGAUGGACAAAACGUCCGUCUCCAAAAUGAGAAAACUAGGCGCAGCUCAUCGGUCGUUCGAGCCACCACGGAGUAGCUUGGCUAUGGCUUUUGCCUGGCGGUAG